Molecule: messenger RNA, 3415 nt
Organism: Scatophagus argus
Lineage: Eukaryota; Metazoa; Chordata; Actinopteri; Scatophagidae
Product: organic solute transporter subunit alpha
Exons: 7
Coding region: 1024-2277 (417 amino acids)
Biological process (GO): transport
Molecular function (GO): transporter activity
Source: RefSeq, a predicted model, not a curated record
UCACUAGUUAAAAUUAUAUUUCAGACAACUGAAAUGCAAUUCUAAAUCUCCGUAUCUCUGUGCCUACGAGUUACAAUUCCAAGCCAACAUGUCAUUAAUUCGUAUUUGAGGGUCAGAAAUUAAUUUUAAAUAUCUAGAAUUCCAUUUAUUAUAUCUGUAAUGUAGGAGCAAUUUUAGAUAUCUCAGAUGAGGAUUUCCCCUAGUGAGAAAUCAUUUUUUGACAUAAAUAGUAUACAUUCUUACAAGUGAGAACUGAGUUGUAGAUAUCAUUAAUCAGAAUUGCAGCUAGUUAAAAUGACAUUAUGGAUAUGCUGACUUUGAAUGAUAAAGCAUCAAAAUUGAAUUAUAGAUAUCUGUAACUGAGUUUGAAUAGAAGUCAAUUGUACAAGUUGACUAGCUGUAACUAAGGUACAGAUAUCUACAAUGUGCAUUGUCACUUUCACACAUUGAGAAAUUAAAGAGGGAUAUCAAGAAUGAACAUUUUGACUACUUAGAAAUUACUCGUUGAUAUCUGUAAUUAGUUACAAGUCAAAAUUACAUUGUGAAUAUGUUUGCUUGGAAUUUUAACUUGUCACAAACUAAUUGUUGAUAUCUGCAAUUGCUGCUACUGAUGAAAUGAUAAAAGGGCUCAGCAUACGCACAAACUCAUUUCACCCUGUUUUUAUACGAAUAUUGAUUAGUGCACCUACAAACAAAUAGUACACCUAAAUACAGGUGUAUUUUUAAUGAAUUGUAGCUCUUAUGGUAGCUACAUGAACUAACCUCAUGCAGGAUGGACUUGGAUCCCCCACCUGUCCUCUUACCUGUAUCUAGUCAAUCAUUAAUGUCUCCAGUCAGACAGGGUUUGUUCAGGUACACGGAAACGACAGGACAAAAACCGUUCCGAACACAACGCUCUCUCAUUGUGAUCCAGAAAAAGUUAGUUUGAUAUUCAGUUGGCCAUUAAUCUGUUGUUUUGGUUGGUGGCUGCAUUUAUGUGUUUGUUUUGUGACAGACAGAGUGUACAGGAACAUUAAAUAUACAAUGACAAGAGGAGCAAACUGUAGCUGGAUCGGGCCUGAGAUCCCUCUGUCAUCAGAGAUCUUCAGUGCCAUUAAAGAUGAGCUGUGGCUUUUUCUCAUUCCGGCCGGCCUGGCUGUCAUUUUACUGGGAGUGUUUCUGGAGGAAGUGGGCUUCUUCCUGCGCCACGUUACCCUGUCCAGACGAAAAUGGCUCUACCUGUGGAUCUUAGGAACGUACCCGGUGUUUGCCUUGACCUCCGUUAUAGCGCUGUAUGUGCCACGCUCUUCCUCACUGUGUAAUUUCAUUGCUUCAUUGUAUCACUCGAUCACUUUGUUGAAAUUCAUGGGACUGAUCACAGACUUCUUUGGAGGGAAAGCUCGUAUGCUGGCUGCUUUGUCUGGACAGCAGGUAUCUCCAGAUCCAUUUCCCUGUUGCUGCUGCUGCUGUCUCCCUAUGGUGGCCAUCAACAGCAGCAGUCGUGGCUGGAUGAUGGCUGCUGUUCUGCAGCUCUCUGUUGUCCGCAGCAUCUUGUUCUUUAUCACUCUGGUUCUGUGGACAGAUGAACAGUACAACUAUGGUGAUGUGGAUUCAGUCAACCCCAACUUGUAUGUGAAUGGUAUCAUAUGUGUGUCAACCCUCGUGUCCUUCUAUGGUCACCUUCUGUUUUACAAAGCCACUAAGAGUGCUUUACACGGCUACGGACUGAGAGCCAAGUUCAUCUGCAUCAUUGUGGUGCUGGUGCUGUGUGGCCUGCAGAAUGGCAUCUUAGAAACUAUGGGUGCUCUGGAGGUUAUCCCAUGCACUCCUCCCUUCUCUGUUCUGACUAGGUCCCAGUUGAUCUACCACUACUGUGUUGUUGUGGAGAUGUUUUGCAUCGGUCUAUAUGCCCGCCACACUUUCCGUAAAGUGGAGCCGAUAAUGGUAGAUGAUUUGGAGGGGCCUAUUGGUGUGUCGCAGUUGGACAAAGCUGUUCAAACAGACAAUGUUGAGAUGACACAUCACAAGCCCAACCUUUUAUCAGAGGACACCUUGUCCGGUCACUGCCUUGCCGGUGCCUUCAAUCCCAGUUACACGAGUAACAGCGAGGACAGCCUGUGCAGGAUAGAGCAUGCACCUCUGGAUGGUUUCACCUUCCCUCAGGCUGGAGGUCAGCAGUCAGGCAGGCCAGAACCAUUGGAAUCCAGUUCUGCAGAGGAACCUGGUGUAGAUCUGACCCACAUUACUGUCAGGGCUGACAUUAACUAUCAGGACUAUAAGGAUGUCACUGUGGUUUGAUCAACUAUAAGAAACCAAGCAAAAGUCUAAAUACAGUGUCUAAGUGUCUAAGUCUAAGCUUAACCACUGAGGAUGGUGGGGCCCUGAGGACUUGUCUGGAGAACUGCACACUGAGCCAUGACAAACUGACCGAACAUGAAACUGUUUGAGCGUGGUAAAUCUCCUGGGGCAGAUUCAACAAACCUUUUAAACUUACAUUUCUGAGGUUUAAACUGUCCAAACUAUACACUGCUGCCAUAAGCUGCUACAGAAUGAUGAAUUAUUCAACACUUGGUCUCAUCAAUAGAAAUGUCAUGUUUCUGUUUCUGGCUAUUUAAAAUCCCUAGAGUUUGUGUUAAUAGUUCAUGUUUUGUACUGUAUAUACUAUUUGUCUGUUCCACAGACUAUCACAAUAAAAGUGAAAGUUUCUAUGAAUACAAGAUAACAUAAAACCCUAAGAAUUUGAAAGGGCUGGAAACUGCUGUCCCUUAAAAUUCUGUGCUACAACAUCCAAGUUCAGUGUCCUGCAACAUUGUGUAUCCUUAACCUACUGUGGCAUGGAUUUGACCACAUUUAUACAUGACUUUGGAUGAAAGUGUCAGCCAACUGAAAGAGAGGUCUUUCUUGCCCAAGCAAAAACACUCUGUACACUCGCCUUAUACUUAAAGCAACAGAAAUUAAAUUGUAUUUUUUUUAGUGUGCAAAUAAUAUAUCCUAUGAAAUGAGUACAGAAAAGAGAAAUUUACUGUUUUCAUUUUUUGAUUUCAUGAUUGUGCCCCACCAAUCAGAAUCUGUUUAUUUCUUGUUUACAUAUAUGGAGAACUUCUUUGCAUACAGCCAAUUUAAUUGUUUUAUUUUAAACUGCAAAUGAAAUAACAACCCAAUAGCCUUGUAGUUAAUGUCUUGCUAAUGCUAAUGUCCUUUUGACAGAAGCCAACUGUCUGAUGUCUCCUGUUCUUGCGUAUUUUAAAUAUCAGUACAGCCAAUUACACAACACCAGCUGUGGUUUAUAUGGACUGAUGUUCAUUUUGUCUAAAAAAAAUAAAAUAGACCCAAUAGCAGUGAUAAGGUGGCCCCACCACUUGAGCACCAAUGCAGAGUUACAGUUCAUCUAAUUAUGAUCAGAUCAGUAUACAGUGCACUGAACAGAAAAAUAUUU